AUGAAUGGCGUGGGCUACGUCAUGGAUUUGGGUCCUGCUUUUAAUAUUAGAGUGCCAGCUCUUCUUCCCCCUGGCUUUGCAUCUAGAGUGUCCCAGCCAUCUUCACCCCAGCCCAGCUGUCCAUCACCCCCCAUCCCUGCGGGGAAAGUCAUCUCUCCAUCUCAGAAGCAUUGAUGUGCGUUGCUUGUGCAGGCCCUGAAACAACAACAGCAGCAACAACAGCGCAAGAAGCAGCAGCGCAGGCCCGUCAUGCCGGUCCCUACCAGCCAGCACCUGCUAAUGAAAACCGUCAAGAGCACCAGCAACAUGGCAGCGGCCAAGCCGGCUCCGGCACACGCGUGGGCAGCAAAGUGCUCCGAGGUGCAGACUAGGACUAAUAAUCAGGUCUCUGCCCCGGCCUCCAACCUGGCAAGUAAAACCAACGAAUCGUUGCCCGGACUGGGAAAGAAAGGCUCGCAGAGGUCCAGCCGACUGCAGGACAGACACUUGAAAAGGACCAAAUGUGCCGAGAUUGAUGUAGAGACCCCGGACUCCAUCCUGGUGAACACCAACCUGCGUGCCCUCAUAAAUAAGCACACCUUCUCACUGCUGCCAGCGGAUUGCCAACAGAGACUCCUCAGGCUCUUACCCGAGGUGGACCGGCCGGCCGGUCCAGAUGGGCUUCUAAAGCUGAACAAUUCCGCUCUCAAUAAUGAAUUCUUCACCUCGGCAUCUCAGAGCUGGAAGGAGAGACUGGGGGAAGGGGAGUUCACGCCGGAGAUGCAGCUCCGAAUCCGCCAGGAAAUUGAGAAGGAGAAGAAGGUGGAGGCGUGGAAGGAGCAAUUUUAUGAGAGCUACUAUGGAGAGAAUUCUGGCCUGACUAUGGAGGAAUUGAGUGAUAUGACAGCAGAAGACAAUGACAUCAAAGGACAAAUAUUCCCAUCUGUAGAGCCCGCUGCGGCCGAACCUGAGAGAAAAGCGCCGGAGGAUCGUCUGACUGCGAAGGCUGAAAAAGACCAGGAGAGCCCCCUGAAAUCUCCCAUAUCCGAAGUCACAGAAGCCAUACCACAACCCCAACACACUGACACCAGCACCACCAUCAAUGCCGACUCCCUAGAAGACUCCAAGAUGGCCGAAGAAGACAAACCGGAAAGUUCCGCUGAGAAAAUGACCCAGACCACAAACACAUCCUGUGAUGAGUCUGGAGACACGGAGCCAACGAGCCAUACCUGUGUGACCCCCAGCAAACCAAAGAGCCCGUCCCCUGUACAAUUACCCGGAAGGCCUGCAAACACUGAGAUCCCGCGACAAGACUCGAAUGGAGCGGGGACUCCGGAGAAGUCACCGGAGAAGGUGGAGGCUGUUGUCACCAGCGGAGCCAAGAGACGGCUGGAUGUGGGGGAAAGCAGUGUGGCCAGUCCGGAGAAGAGUCCACGUUUGAUGGCACUUAACCCAACCCAGCAGCCAUUUCGUGCCUUAUGCAAGCCCCAUACAGAGACAGCGCAGCAGACCCCAGAGCAGAAAGUUCCACCUCUCAAGAUUCCCAAGGCAUGGAUCAACCAAAAGCCAUUUCUUGCCAGUCAGGUCUCUCACAGGGUCCCGUAUCCAGCCAGCGGCAACAGUCCAGGCAGGACCGGAGCCCGCACGCUGGCCGACAUCAAGGCCAGAGCCCAGCUGGCCCGAGCAAAGAGGGCAGCAGCUGCAGCUGCCCAUGGCGGCUCCGUCCCCGGGCCGGGCCCCGGGGGAGGAGCAGCGCCAGGAAGCGGUCCGGGAGGUGAAAUCGAUGAAAGCAGGAGGAGGAUACUGGACCUGGGAAGUACUGGAAGCGGGAGAAGUGAAAGGGGAACUUCAGCCCCUUCAGCAGCUAGCCAAAACCAAGGCGAAGUCACGGUUACAGGGCAGGCACCGGCUCACGGUGCAACAAGAGCACAGCUACUGCAAAAACCCUGUAUACAACCCCGAGUCCCAACUACUACAAGAUUCCUCCAGACCUCAGAACGUGACAUUUCCAUCGACAUCAAAAACCAAAACCUAUUAUCUGUAACAGCAGAUAGACCUAUGACGUUUCCUGGGACUUCAGGGGUGGGAACCCUGGACCGCCCUUUUGGACAUACUAAAGCCGAAAGCACAAAGGGAAUGUCGGCCGAUGGGUCAGAUCAGAAAACACUCGCCACAAAACCAUCUUCAGUUACGCAGCUGGCUUCAGCAGCUCUUCCUGUCCCGUUGACAUCGCACCCUGCUUCUGCAAAGUUGAUGACCUCUAUAACAGGGCAAGGCAAUGACAAGACAACGUCUCAGCAGUCCCCAGACAUCGGUGUGAAAUCCCAGCGGUUAGCCACCUCAAGUGUGCAGUUGACCAGGUCAAGCUCCACCAUUCCUGCCAAUAACCCUCUUGUAACUCAGCUGCUCCAAGGAAAGAACGUCCCUCUAGACCAGAUCUUGUCAAAACCGCUUACAAAAGUGGAAAUGAAGACCGCGCCAUUACCGUCAGCCGAUAAACCACCCAAUGCAGGCGUGGCGCAAGCCGCGGAGUCUUGUAGGAAGGAAGAUAUAGCGAAGACAUCUCAUACCGCCGCCGAACAGCUGGAGAGAUUCUUGUGGCACAAUCGGCAAAACCCAUCCGGCCAAAGAAUAUUGGAACUUUUUUCAGGAAAGAACCUGAGCAGCUCAAGCAACAGUUCAGUUCAAGGUUCUGUGGCCAGCAGUGCAACCCAGGAGGAAGUCUUACAGCUUCUGGUCAAGAAGGUUUGGCAGGAGAACUCGGCGAAUGCAUCAAGUCCACCUGAAAGUAACGACGGUGCCUCUCAGAAGGAGAAUAUCUCCCAUCGGUUCAUGCUUGGUUUUGUAGGGAGAGGAACCUCAAAACCGGCCAUGUCUGGUCACUACCUGCUCAACCUCUCAACAUACGGAAGAGCUCCAGAGCCUUUUAGAAGAACUCCUGUUGGUAGCAGCGAAGCCGAAACCGCUUUAAAUUAUCCCGAUCUCCUCGACAGUGAAACAGAUUCUGUUACGGAGAGCGAUGAGGAGGGCUCCGAGUCUGAAAAUGGCGCCGGCGAAUGUCCAACUUCAACUCUUCAAGUUGAGUCUGGUAACCAAGUCUCCUCGUUGAUGUCAGGAAAUCCCUGCAACGAAUAUACAAAAGCUGAAGAGUUUCAAACUCGCGGCGCGAAGGAGAAAGUUCAAAUCCUCACCAAAGGCAACAUCUGCCGUGAUGCAAACAUAGCCAGAGACUUGGCCAAAAUGGCCGAUGUUCUUGGCGUGCGGUUAAAACAGAGCACCUCGGACAUGUUUGGAAUGCAUGCAGCACCAGUUGGAGCCCAGCAUCACCAUCCAGAAAUGGUUCCAACGUCCAGGACCAAUGGAAACUCUGCUGGUCUUCUCGGAUCGAGCUACGGAGGUACCAUAAACAUUUCCAGUACCCCAGACGGCCUGCACAGAUCUUCCAAUCCCACCACUGGAGAAUUCGCUUCGUCCAACGCGGACAACAUUGUUUCUUUCUCUGUGACGGUGACAACCAUCCCUUCCGGUCACGGCGGCGUGAAUUCCGGUUGUCCCGAUCAGCCCAUUUCUGUCCAGGCUUACACAGGCGACAGCGCUAUGGAGUUGUCCCCCUCCAAAUGCUACUGUCGGCUGAAGGCCAUGAUCAUGUGCAAGGGCUGCGGCGCAUUCUGCCACGAUGAUUGCAUCGGCCCCUCCAAACUCUGCGUCUCUUGCUUGGUGGUCCGAUGACCUUCACAAAUGGGUCUGUUUAGCACUUGGCAGUCCUUUCCCAGAAUGGUUUA
Nanorana parkeri is the source of this 3761-nucleotide messenger RNA. RefSeq names its product additional sex combs like 2, transcriptional regulator (gene ASXL2). Gene Ontology annotation, biological process: positive regulation of transcription by RNA polymerase II; animal organ morphogenesis. The transcript is spliced from 9 exons. Gene Ontology annotation, molecular function: chromatin binding; peroxisome proliferator activated receptor binding; DNA binding. NCBI's taxonomy places the organism in Eukaryota, Metazoa, Chordata, Amphibia, Anura, Dicroglossidae. The record is from RefSeq and is a predicted model, not a curated record. Gene Ontology annotation, cellular component: PR-DUB complex.